Aspergillus pseudoviridinutans is the source of this 1647-nucleotide messenger RNA. RefSeq names its product MFS transporter. Gene Ontology annotation, molecular function: transmembrane transporter activity. The record is from RefSeq and is a predicted model, not a curated record. Gene Ontology annotation, biological process: transmembrane transport. Bases 1 to 1647 code for a protein of 548 amino acids. The transcript has a single exon. Lineage: Eukaryota; Fungi; Ascomycota; Eurotiomycetes; Eurotiales; Aspergillaceae.
AUGGACAAGACCGACAAGUCCCAGCCUGUCCAGGCGUCUCACGCUGAGAAUGCCCAUUCCCACCCUCAAACUCAGCAGCACCAGCGUGGGCGUGUUGCCGGUGGAAAGUACCUACAGGAGCUCUACGAUGACCAUGCUUUUGCUCCCAACGAUGGUCCAAUUCAAAAGGUCGACGUCGAUAUGCCGCUCACCAUGACGGAGACGAUAUACCACAACGGGAAUCAAUACAUUKUGCUGGACUUUGCAGAGGGAGACAAAGAGAACCCUUUCAACUGGAGUCCGAAGCGAAAGGCGUUCAUCUCCCUGCUUCUCUGCCUCAUGACUCUGUUCAUCGGUCUGGCAACCACAGCGUACAGCUCAGGCAUUUCCAGAAUGACAACAGAGUUCGGUGUCUCCUCUGAACUAGGCCAGCUCGGUCUAUUCACGUUCAACUUCACCUGUGCCCUGGCUCCGCUCUUCCUAGCCCCCUUCUGCGAACUCGCCGGCCGCCGGGUCGUCUACGUCGGCGCCUACGUCCUCUUCGCGAUCAUGUUCAUCGGCCUCGCGCUCGGCCAGAACAUCGCGACUAUCAUCGUCUGCCGCGCCCUGCUCGGCCUCUUCGGUUGCGUCGGCACCAUCCUCGUCGGUGGCACCUUCGGCGACAUGUACACGCCCAACCAGCGCGCCGUCCCCAUGGCCACCUUCUCCUACGUCGCCAUCCUCGGCACCGUCGGCGCCCCCAUCUACGCCGGCUUCAUCGACGAGACCCUCGGCUGGCGCUGGAUCGAAGGCAUCCAGGGCCUCGCCAACGUGCCUCUCGCCAUCAUCAUCGCUCUCUGUCUCCGCGAAACCCGCGGCAGCGUCACCCUCGCCAAACGCGCCAAGAUCCUCCGCCAGCAGACCGGCGACGACCGCUACGUCACACAAAAGGACCUCGAGGCGCCCGGCAUCAAGGAAAUGCUGCACAAUUCCUCCGUCAAGGCAAUCCACAUGCUAGUCACCGAGCCCGUCGUCCUCGCCUUCGGCCUCUGGAUCUCCUUCGCUUGGUUCCUCACAUUCCUCUUCCUCUCCGUCAUCCCCAUCACCUUCCAAGAGAAGAAAGGCUGGAGCGAGGGCGUUGCUGGUCUACCGUAUAUCGCUCUCUGCAUAGGCACGACCAUCGGCUUCGCGCUCAACUUCCUCCAAAUCCGGAAAUACCGCUCCAUCGUCGCCGAUCCCGCCCGCGAGACAACGCCCGAAGCCCGCCUCUACGGCGCCAUGCUCGGCUCCAUCUGGCUGCCUAUUGGCUUAUUCAUCUACAGCUUCACGCAGUACAAGGAGUUGCACUGGAUUGCGCCGGUGAUUGCACUGGUCCUCAUUACGGUCGGGAUUUUCUUUAUCUUCGAGAGCUGCUACAGCUUUACUUCUGAUUGCUACGGGGAGAACUCGAGCUCCGCGAUUGCGGGCCAGGGGUUCAUGCGGAAUACGCUCGGUGCGGUAUCGCCGCUUUUUGCCUCGCAGUUUUUUCAUAAUGUCGGCAGUCAGUAUGCGGGGUUGUUGUUGGCCGUUGUGGCGACGCUGUUGACGUUUAUUCCGUUUGUGUUUUACUGGUAUGGGCCAAGGUUGAGGGCGAGGUCGAAGUUGGCGGCUGGCAUCACGGGCGCCAAGGCUGAGGAGAUUGAGUUGUGA